This is a messenger RNA of Bombus huntii, 384 nucleotides long. RefSeq names its product mitochondrial pyruvate carrier 2-like. The transcript is spliced from 3 exons. Gene Ontology annotation, cellular component: mitochondrial inner membrane. Lineage: Eukaryota; Metazoa; Arthropoda; Insecta; Hymenoptera; Apidae. The record is from RefSeq and is a predicted model, not a curated record. Gene Ontology annotation, molecular function: pyruvate transmembrane transporter activity. Gene Ontology annotation, biological process: pyruvate import into mitochondria. Bases 1 to 384 code for a protein of 127 amino acids.
AUGCCUCCACCGAAGAAGAACAGUGCUUAUCAACGGUUAAUGAUACGAAUAUCUUGCCUCCUUCCAGCAAAACUUCGUCCUGUUUUUUUACAUCCUGCAGGACCGACUACUGUAUUCUUUUGGGCACCUACGUUUAAAUGGGGUUUGGUGUUAGCAGGAUUGGGUGACAUGAAGCGACCUCCAAACACGAUUUCUCUUACGCAAACUGCAAGUCUGAUGAUUACUGGUGCCAUAUGGUCCAGGUAUUCACUGAUCAUCACACCAAAGAACUAUAAUUUGUUCAGUGUAAACGCGUUUACGUGUUUAACGGGAAUGUAUAAUUUUAUACGAGCUCUGCUUUACAAAAUAGAACAAGAGAAGGCUGAGGAAAAGGAUUCAGAAUAG